CGUGUGUGACAGCUGCACUCUAACUGCAUUGUAGUGAUCACUGCGCCAUCUGCAAACGUUUGCCAAACGUGUUUCAGACGUCUGAUUUAUUCGGAAUUUCAGUAGCGGGUAUUUACACACGAUUCAAAUCGAGCCUAAACGUCUGUUAUCUGUGGCAUAACGUUUACAUUUUUUUGAGUGACGGUCUAUUUGGUCUAUUGAAAACUCAUUGAAGAGAACCGCUUAGGCUCCAUUUUGGAUCGACUGGAUUCGCAUUUAGCUGUCAAUACCGGUGUAUACGCUGCCAAAAACGCUGUCUUUCCCACCGAAGCUCUCUUUCUAUGGUGUAACCGAAAUUUCCCCUCAAAUUUUUUUUGGCCGUCAGUAACUUUGGCUUUUUCGCCCUAAUCAAAAGUUACUCAGGUUUCAUCUGCGUGGGGUUUUUUUUUGUUUAUAGAUAGAUCUGGCAUCCCUGGGUAAGAUGUCAUAUGUUUCAUCUCUUACACAAUUUUCAAAACAAUCGUAAUCCGGGUCAAAACCGCAGUAAAAUCGUAAAAUGUCCAAGUACAAGGAGCUGGUGCAGCUAUCGACAACCUACGCCCGCCGAAUGAAUCACCUGUCGAAUCGAAUUUUCGGUGAAGUGACGCGACCGACCAACCCACAAUCGAUGAAGGUGGUAAAAAUGUUUAGCGAGGAACCUAUCCAGUGCCGGGAUUAUGUGAAAAAUUGGUACCCGAGGCACGUGGAAACUUCCAAGUUGGCGAUGAAACUGCGGGAGUACGGCCUCUUCCGGGACGAGCAUCAGGACUUCAAGGAGGAAAUGAAACGGUUACGGGCCCUGCGCGGAAAGGCGCCUCCCAAAAGGGGCGAAGGAAAACGAUCUAAAAAAUAGUGCGCUGCGGCAUUGGUUGAUCAUAGAAAAUAAAAAAUCGUAAGUUAAACUAUCA
Molecule: messenger RNA, 926 nt
Organism: Topomyia yanbarensis
Lineage: Eukaryota; Metazoa; Arthropoda; Insecta; Diptera; Culicidae
Gene: mRpS33
Product: small ribosomal subunit protein mS33
Exons: 1
Coding region: 536-871 (111 amino acids)
Cellular component (GO): mitochondrion
Source: RefSeq, a predicted model, not a curated record